Fukomys damarensis (Damara mole-rat) is the source of this 2390-nucleotide messenger RNA. RefSeq names its product forkhead box N4 (gene Foxn4). Gene Ontology annotation, biological process: regulation of transcription by RNA polymerase II. Bases 560 to 2173 code for a protein of 537 amino acids. Gene Ontology annotation, molecular function: cis-regulatory region sequence-specific DNA binding; DNA-binding transcription factor activity, RNA polymerase II-specific. Gene Ontology annotation, cellular component: nucleus. The record is from RefSeq and is a predicted model, not a curated record. The transcript is spliced from 11 exons. Lineage: Eukaryota; Metazoa; Chordata; Mammalia; Rodentia; Bathyergidae.
CGCGGGCACAACUUUCUUAAAGGGACCGGUGGCUCGGGUCCGCAGCCACCUGGGGCCCAGACUCUUCCAGGUCCGAAUCCUUUGGGGGAGAGACGAGGCCUCACGGGUCGCUCGACCCGCCCCCCUCCUGGACCCCCGGGACAGGGACCGAGUGCAAGUGUUAAUGCACCCAGCGUCCUCCUGCGACUUAAUUCCUCUGGCCCACAUCACCCUCCCCCUGCUCCUGAACGCACGCUCGCGGGCACGCCGUAGCUGCCACGGUCGGCAAAGUUGGAAGAGGGGUGUCCCGGAGCGUGCAAGGCUCGUUGCUGCCGGGAAACGCCCGCUGCGAUCCCCUUGACCCUGCCCUGUCACUGACCCUUGGGGAAAAGCCCCCCGCACGACUACUGCGCAUGCUCUGAGCUGGACAGCUCCAGAGAGGGAAAUUUAAAAACGGUUGGAGCAGAGACGGCGGCCAAAUUGUGGAACGCUAGGGGCGAGCGCGAGGGAGCCCCCUCCGGAACCCCCGCCCGCCCCCGGAGCACCGGCCUAGGCAGCCCCGCGAGAUCAGCUCCAGGAGAUGAUAGAAAGUGACAUCUCAUCCAUAAUGUCAGGAAUUGUUCGAAACUCAGGGCCAAAUCACUACCCAGCUCCACAGGAAUACAGGCUCCUGCCUUCCACCAGUGAUGAUGACCUCCCCGGGGACCUGCAGUCGCUGUCGUGGCUCACAGCUGUGGACGUGCCUCGGCUGCAGCAGAUGGCCAGUGGCCGCAUGAACCCUGGAAGCUGUGGCAUGCCACGUCCACACCCAGGUGCCCUGGCUGGGACAGCUGGCCUGCAUGUAGGAACGGCCCCAGGGCCCCUGCUCCACAGCCCAGCUGGCAUGGCCCCCCGAGGCAUGCUGGGUCAGGGCCUCAUGACUAGCCACGGGGCCAGGCAGAUGAGCCAGUUUCUGGUCAGGGGCCAGCCAUCAUCCAGCCUGCAGGAUGCACCACAGCUCUACUCCCCUGCCAUCCAAGCACAGUUCCCACUGCCCCCUGGGGUCCAACAGUGUCCUUCCAUGGGUCUCUACAGCUCCUCGUUUGGGGCACGGCCUCCCUAUCCCCAGGCCCACACGGCAGUGCAUUCGUCUCAGGACCCGCAUCCCAAACACUACCCCAAGCCCAUCUAUUCCUACAGCUGUCUGAUAGCCAUGGCCCUGAAGAACAGCAAGACAGGAAGCCUGCCUGUGAGCGAGAUCUACAGCUUUAUGAAGGAGCACUUCCCUUACUUCAAGACGGCUCCGGACGGUUGGAAGAACUCCGUGAGGCACAACCUGUCCCUGAACAAGUGCUUUGAAAAGGUGGAGAACAAGAUGAGCGGCUCCUCCCGAAAGGGCUGCCUCUGGGCCUUAAACCUGGCCCGCAUUGAUAAAAUGGAGGAAGAGAUGCACAAGUGGAAGAGGAAGGACCUGGCCGCCAUUCACAGGAGCAUGGCCAAUCCGGAGGAGCUGGACAAGCUGAUCUCGGACCGGCCAGAAAGCUGCCGGCGCCCUGGCAAACCAGGGGAGCCCGAGGCCCCUAUGCUGACUCAUGGCACCUCAGUGGCCAUGGCCCACAGCUGCCUGCCUGUCUCCCAGCUCCCACCACAGGCCCUGAUGACCCUGUCCCUGCAGUCCGUCCCCCUGCACCACCAGGCCCAGCCCCAGGCACAUCUGACCCCAGACUCCCCGGCGCCAGCCCAGACUCCACCUCUGCAUGCCCUGCCAGACAUGAGCUGCAGCCCGGUCUCCCAGCCCGUGCUGAGCAGGGCGCCCAUGGACUUCAUCAACAUCAGCACUGACAUGAGCACUGAGGUGGAUGCCCUGGACCCCAGCAUCAUGGACUUUGCUCUACAGGGGAACCUCUGGGAAGAGAUGAAGGACGAGGGCUUCAGCCUGGACACGCUGGGGGCCUUUGGAGACUCCCCCCUCGGCUGCGAUCUGGGGGCCUCGGGCCUGACCCCUGUCUCUGGCAGCAGCGAGCAGCCCUUCCCGGAUGUGCAGCUGUGCAAAGGAUUCCACGCUGGUCAUGUUCUCCUGCAGCUCCAGCAGCGGCAGCAAUGGGUGUCGGAGAGUCAUCAUGAGCUCCUGCACCCACUCUUUCAGCUGCAGCGGGGACCACAGCAUUGGCCUAUGGGUGUGGGCGGCUCUGCCACCACCUUGGGCGACCUGUGAAACUCAACCAGCUCAACCCACCCAGGCCCUGGGUGCCAGAAGACUCACUGCCCACAUACCUCCCCUACCACGACCCUUCAGCUCCAGUUCACAAAGCAGGCGAGGCUUCCCUUAUAGGACCAGCCGUGUCCUCUUGCCUCCUCUCUGGGUUGUCUGCUGUCACCAGCAAGUCCCUGCCUCUACCCUCCAAUUAAAAGGCCCCGAAGGCCAAGCUUGA